AUGCCUGGUCAGCCCAUCAAUCUUAUCGGCAGCCCGUACAAAAUCAUCGCUAAAAUCCUAACACAGAGAUUCAAAACUAUCCUCUUGAAAGAAAUUUCCCCUUCUCAAAGCGCCUUUAUUGCUAGCACGCAGAUUCUAGAUUGCCCGCAGAUCUGUGUUUGUUCUACGCGCUUCUCAAUCCUUCUCAAUGGAUUUUCCCUCCGCUACUUUGCAGCUUCCAGAGGCCUUAGGCUUGUUGACCCUUCACCCCCUUUCCUCUUCUUGGUUAUUUAUGAGGCUCUUGGUAGAAUGUUAACCAAAGGUCAAGAAGCGACGCUUUUUCAAUGCUUUAAGGUGGAGAAUAUCUCAUCCCGAGUCUCUAAUUUACAAUUCGCAGAUAAUACAAUUAUCUUCUAUGAGGCAAAAGAUUUUAUGGUUGACAAUCUUCACAAAAUUACCAUGUGUUUCGAAGUGGCUUCUGGGCUGAAGAUCAACAUUUCCAAAUGUGAGGUUUUGGGCGUCCAUCGCUCAGAGGCUGAUGUGUUUGGGCUGGCCUCCGUGUUCUAA
Magnolia sinica is the source of this 546-nucleotide messenger RNA. RefSeq lists its product as uncharacterized. Lineage: Eukaryota; Viridiplantae; Streptophyta; Magnoliopsida; Magnoliales; Magnoliaceae. Bases 1 to 546 code for a protein of 181 amino acids. The transcript has 2 exons. The record is from RefSeq and is a predicted model, not a curated record.